Molecule: messenger RNA, 1593 nt
Organism: Tetrahymena thermophila SB210
Lineage: Eukaryota; Ciliophora; Oligohymenophorea; Hymenostomatida; Tetrahymenidae
Product: transmembrane amino acid transporter protein
Exons: 2
Biological process (GO): amino acid transmembrane transport
Molecular function (GO): amino acid transmembrane transporter activity
Source: RefSeq, a predicted model, not a curated record
AUGGGAGGAGUCAAGAACAUUGAUAAGCAUGCAGAUGUUAGCACUUACUAAGUCAAUACCAAUCCGCAAACAGCAUUUGCAAUUCUUAACAGUAUGAUUGGAGGAACUAUUCUUUUGCUGCCAAUCUAUUUUAAUAAUGUCGGAUAUCUCUCUUCUUCAAUGGUUAUAUUUAUUACUGGAAUAAUGUGUUAUAAAGGCGCAGAUAUCUACAUUCAACAUCUCAAAAAGGACGAAUUUGAUUCUCAAGAAACAAUUCACAGAAUAUUAGGAAAAGGCUGGAGAAUCUUUUUUGUUAUAAUUUCAACAAUCAACAUGUUUUUUGGCUGUUUGGUUUACUAUGACUUUUCUAUCGAUAUGCUCUACAGCAUUAUUACUUUUGUAAUGAAGAAGAGUGGUUGUGAGUAAGGAAAUUAAUUUGAAGAACUUUCUAAGGUUUCAUAUGAUCGCUUUUCAGUUUAAUACUUAGCAUUUGCCAUGUUUCCUGUGUUUUUGUCUAUUUGUUUCCUUAGAAAUUUUAAAUUUCUUGUAAAAUUAGCAGAAUUGGGUGUAUAUUCUAUUUACAGCUAUAUAGUAUUUAUAAUCUAUAACUUUAUUACAAAUAUCACUUCAGAAACUUUGUAAUAAAAUACUGGUGAAAUCAAGCUUUUCACUUGGAACAUUGGUACUUUAGGAUGUACAGCUUCUUCUGCUUUCUCUACCCAUAAUAGCGUCUGCUAAAUUAUGAAAUGCAACAAAGAUUAGUCCAAAAACAGAUUUGUAAUUAAAAUGACUUACGUUGUUGGGGCUAUCAUUUAUUUAAUUAUCGGAAUUAUUGGAGCUUUAGGAGUUGUUGGAAGAAAAUCUCAAACAGGAUCUGAUGCUAUAAUUAUUAGUGAUUACUAUUCGGUUGAUGACUGGUAACCUUUAGUAGUCUAGAUAUUGUAUUUCAUUCAUUUAGUAAGUAUGAAUCCAAUAUUUUUCGAUAUCUGCCGUUAAAGAUUCUUUGAUAUAAUUUAUGAGAGUAGAGGUGGAUAGGCACCAAAAUGGGUCUUUGUUACUGUUAAUAUAUUUUACUGUUUAAUUUGUACUUUGGUUAAGAUUUUGCACAUCACUCCUGAUAUUAUCAUUAAUUUCAAUGGCGCUUUUAGUUCCUUUUUUAUCAUUUAUUUGAUUCCUUCUUUGUUGCAUCUCGCAUGUUAUCAUGGUAAAAAUAAGCUAUUAAGAGCCUUAAGGAGAAGUAUAAGAUCUGAGAGAGACAUAAAAGUUAAAGAUAUUUAAGAUAAGUUGAUUGUUAAUCAAAGUGAAUUUACUAACUAAAAUGAAGAUGAAGAGGAAGAGUAGCACAAAAAUUUGGCUCUUUUUAAAGCAAAUAGCUCUGGUUAAAAAUAAAGUGUAAUAAUAGAAGAAGAGGAUGAAAAUUUAUCAGAAAGAAAUAGCAUCAAUAGGAUGUAGAGGAACUCUAGUAUGAGAAAGUCAUGUAACGAUCAUGAAGAUGAAAUACAUAGUGUCAACAAGUAUGUCAGAUACUUUGUUUACAUAUUUAUUAUUAUAACUGGAAUGUCAAUUUUCUUUUAUGGAAUGUACUCUCUUUUUGAUUAGGCCAUAAAUUCUUGA